This is a messenger RNA of Arthroderma uncinatum, 1668 nucleotides long. RefSeq lists its product as uncharacterized. The record is from RefSeq and is a predicted model, not a curated record. The coding region runs from base 1 to 1668 and encodes 555 amino acids. Lineage: Eukaryota; Fungi; Ascomycota; Eurotiomycetes; Onygenales; Arthrodermataceae. The transcript has a single exon.
AUGGCCGGACAGGCGUCACCCUCGCUUCAGAACAAUUCGCCCGCCUCCGAGACUCUUUCGAGUUGCAACUCGCCCUCGGUGAAGCAGGAAUGCGUUAAUUCCCCCGGCCCCGGCGCAACCGGGCCUGCGUUGCCUGGGAAGAAACGAACGAACACGUCCUCUCGAGGAGUUGCUAAUCUCACGGCGGAGCAACUGGCGAAGAAACGAGCAAACGAUAGGGAGGCACAACGGGCGAUCAGAAAGAGGACGCGCACGCAGAUAGAGGUGCUGGAACAGAGAGUGCGGGAAUUGACGUCGCUGCAGCCGUAUCAGGACCUACAAGAUGCACUGCGGCAAAAACAUAUACUACAGGCAGAGAAUACAGAGAUCAAACGGAGACUGGCUACUAUCAUGGCCACCAUCCAGCCGAUACUCGACCACUCAGGUCUUCCAGCAGCGACUGUACCACCAAGCCCGCAUAGUGAUAUCCCUACCACCAACAUGAACGGUCCCAGUCCCCAAACGAAUAUCCCACUAUCUCCACCGGCCCAGUCAGACCAGAAUUCUCAGCAUGGCCUACCCAACGGGCCUGCCGAACGACGUUUACGGAAUCCUGCGAGCCUCGAGUCUAUGAAUGGCAGCGGUACAACCUAUAGCGGUUCUCCUGCGGCGAGUGUGAGCCCGUCUCCUCCGUCGGCAUCUGGCCAAGCACAGGGCCAUCUACAGAACUGGCAACAGAAUUCUCCCAUCCCUCGCAGUGCGGACCAUGGCUGGCCAUCGCAUAAUCAACUAUUCGACUAUCAGAAACGGAACCUUACGCAUAACCUCGAGCUUUCGGGUAAUGGAGAGAGACUAGGCUUUAAUUUUCUUCUGGAGUCGUCCCAGAAUGUCCCAAGGAUCAACGAGUUUCGAGUAAACUCUAGUUCUCCAUCAAUCAAUGUCUCCCUAACAUACAACAGCCGUCUGAACAAUCCCUCGUUUAACGACUCUGCCAUGUGCCCGUACGCGGCACCAAUCCGAAAUGUCGAACCUACCUGUCCGCUCGAUGGUAUCCUACUCGACUUCCUUCGAUCCCGUCAGCGUGAGGCAGCUGAAGGGGUUCCGAAUCAACAGCUAGUCGGCCCUCCUUACCCGAGCGUCUCCUCCCUUCUCAACCCUGCAAAGGGCAUCUAUUCACACCCACUCUCAAAAGUGUUUACAGACAUUCUCAGUAAAUUCCCCAACAUCUCCAACCUACCGGAACAAGUCGCUGUUUUAUACGUCAUGUUCCUUCUCAUGAGAUGGCAAAUAUACCCGACGCGCGAGAACUACGAUCGUCUCCCCGAAUGGAUCACACCGAGGACAUCGCAAAUCGUCACCCCCCAUGCAGCGUGGCUGGAUUACUUGCCAUGGCCGCGUAUGCGUGAUCGUAUGGUCGCUUCUUAUGCCGACUACGAUUUCUCCAACUGGUUCAUUCCGUACACGACAGGGCUCAGCCUCAACUGGCCCUACGAGCCAACCGACACCUUACUGGCCACCACCGACUCCGACGAGCUAAUAAUAAACCCGGUGUUCGAAAGGCAUCUUCGCGACUUGAAUAACUGGUCCCUUGGGACGCUAUUUGCGACCACAUACCCCCAUCUGGUUGACACAACCCGAAUCGUGCCUGAAGUGAACCAUAAAAGCAGCGGUCGAAGCAACAGCGCUUGA